Molecule: messenger RNA, 4845 nt
Organism: Gasterosteus aculeatus aculeatus (three-spined stickleback)
Lineage: Eukaryota; Metazoa; Chordata; Actinopteri; Perciformes; Gasterosteidae
Gene: stag3
Product: STAG3 cohesin complex component
Biological process (GO): sister chromatid cohesion
Cellular component (GO): chromatin; nucleus; cohesin complex
Molecular function (GO): chromatin binding
Source: RefSeq, a predicted model, not a curated record
ACCAACUGGACGGAGCAGACAGACCACGCACGGAUAGAAUACCUCAGGAAAUGUAGAAUCGUACCCAAAAAGAGGGUAACACUCAUUCAGAGCAUUUAUCUACCAGCAAUGGUUGACAUUUUAAUCCACACUUAAAUACAUGGUCUGUUUCCGUCUGUAAAGCAGAAGCACUUGUUGCCACAAUGGCCGAUGGUCGUCAAGUGACCUUCUCGAAGAGCCAAUCACCGCUCGACGUGAGAGGCUGCUGGCCAAUGAGCGUCCUCUCUCAUAUCGCGUACUUUUCCGCGCUUGAAUCGCACCAGGCGGUGAAGACGGAUCAAUAAAUUACACAAGCCUCUAAAGAAAGGAACGAACCGAUCGGUUGUUACAACAUCGGGUGGUAAAAUAAUGUAAAUAUCAGCUUAUGGUUUUCUGGUCCUUCUUGCUGUAGUAGAUAGCGGGCUUCUAUUUCAAAGCCAUGAAACGGAUCAUUUGCUAAUCAGUGUAAUUUAACCUUCAUGAGCGGACAUUUUCUUUCACUCACGCUAACAAACGAAUAUUUCUUCUGCUUUGUCUGUUGGUUGACGAAUGGACAAAAAUAAUUCGUUAAACUGUUUUUCCCCGUUUAAUUUCCGCCAACGCACAUUUAAAAUAACGUACAGCAGGCUAAUAUUAUGCAAGUAACGCUAGUUAGCUAACGUUAGCUAAUGCUAAGGGGUUAGCUACAUUUGGUCUCCUCUCCGCAGCAGCGUUAGCCGACGAGGAGCUAGCGAGGAGCAGCUAACCAGCAGCAGCUAACCAGCAGCCGCUAACCAGCAGUCGCUAACCAGCAGCCGCUAACCAGCAGCCGCUAACCAGCAGCAGCCCGCGUCCUCUCGGGGGAAAUGGCGAGCAAAGACUCCAUUUUGGAAAGUGUUGAAGAGAUGGAUGACAGCCCAGAUUCUGGCAGUGACUUUGAGGUCGAGUUGAAAGCCAAAAAGCGGGGGAAGAUGGCGGUAGCCGCACCUAAGUCACCCAAGAGACCCAGGCGUAAAGCUGCAUUGAGUGUGUCCAGCCGCAGCAGCUCCAUCCCCACUUCUCCAGACUCCUCCCUGCAGCAGCGCCCCCCCGGGAGGACAUCCGGGCAGGCUUCUGCCAGACCUGUGACCGCGCUGAGCAAGGGGAGCCGGGGCAUCACUGCAGCGGAUAUCUAUGACGCUGUCUGCUCUGGAAAGACUGCCAUGGUGACGGUGGUGGACGAGUGGCUGGACAGCUACAAGCAAAGCCGAGAGGCGGGGCUGCUGGUGCUCAUCAACUUCCUUGUUCGGUCCUGUGGAUGCAAAGGAGUGGUUAGCAGAGAGAUGUUGGAUAGCAUGCAGAAUGCUGAGAUCAUCGGAAAACUAACCAAAGAGUUCAAUGAGGAUUCAGUGAACUACCCUCUGUGUACUCCAGGCCCCCAGCUGAAGCAUUUCAAAGCCGGCCUGUGCGAGUUUGUUCGGGUUCUCGUGAGGUUGUGUCAACAUAGCCUAAUUUAUGAUGAGUACCUCUUCCCAUUGCUGCUGGCUCUGCUCACUGGGCUCUCUGACUCCCAGGUCAGAGCCUUCCGACACACCAGUACCCUGAUCGCCAUGAAGGUGAUGACCGGGCUGGUGGAAGUAGCCGUGGUAGUGUCUGUUCAGCUGCAGACCACCCAGCGACAACACGACCUGGAGAACAGCAAGGGGCCACAUGACCAAGCCCCUGGCAGACUGGAGGAGCUGCAGGCCACCGUCUGUGAGCUGCGGGAGAACAGAGAGGAGCUCUCCUGCAUGAUGAACGCCACGUUCCGCGGUGUGUUUGUGCACCGUUAUCGUGACCAGCUGUCUGACAUCCGGGCUACGUGCAUUGAGGAGUUGGGCAUGUGGCUGCAAAAGGACCCUGAAGACUUCCUGAAUGAUGGAUGCAUUAAAUAUCUGGGGUGGACCCUGUAUGACAAGCAAAGUCCAGUGCGUCUGCGAUGUGUGCGCGCCCUGCAGGCUCUGUACCAGGAGAAGGAAUUCAUUGGCCGCCUGGAGCUUUUCACCAGCAGAUUUAAAGAGAGGAUGCUCUCCAUGGUGCUGGACAAGGACCCGGAGGUGGCAGUGGAAGUGGUCAAUCUCUUGCUGUUGCUCCAACAGAACACGGAGGAAGGUCUAACAGAGGAGGAGUGCGGUCACAUCUAUCCUCUGGUUUACGCUUUAAAUCCAGCCCUCGCUUCUGCGGCCGGCGUCUUCCUCUUCAAGAAGCUGAAGACUGUGCUCGCCAGCGACCACCAGGAGAGCGAUACAAGCGAAAAUGCAGGCUUCUUUCAAAUCCUCAUCUCCUUCUUCCUCCAGAGUGAGUUCCACAAGCACGGCGCUUACCUGGUGGACAGUCUGUGGGCCGUGGCGAGGUCUGAGCUCAGAGACUGGGGAACUAUGACGGCGUUGCUGCUACAGGAGUCUGGUCUGAUUUACGAGGAGGAGGGGGUUCUCAUAGAGCUGAUGAUGUGUGCCGUCAGACAGGAAGCACAGGGAACCCCCCCUGUCGGGAGAACUCAGGGCAAGAAGAACCCGACCAUGAAGAAUAAGAAGGUCCAGGAACAAGUCAGGAGUCGCAUCACCUCACACUUCAUCCCGUUACUGCCCCGGCUGCUGGCCAAGUACUCACCAGACGCAGAGAAGGUGAGCCUCCUCCUCAAAGCUCCCCUGUACUUUUCGCUGGAGAUGUACAGCAGCACUGCAGGGCUGGAGAAGCAUUUGGACCUGCUGCUGUCGCAGGUAUCGGGCAUUAUUGAGAAGCACACGGAUGCCACCGUGCUGGAGGCUUGUGGCACCCUGGUCAGCACCCUCUGCGACGACCGCUACACCUUCUCCCCCCGCACCAACCGGGCCUUCAGCCAGCUGAUGGACGGCCUGACGGAGCACUUCAACGCCUACCUGAGUGACCUGCUGCAGGGUACUGCGGAUGACGACGAUGUUUACACUGCAGCCAGUGCUUUGAAAAGGAUUGCCGCCCUGAGCAGUGCCAUGGACCUGACUGGCUGCAAGCUGUUCGACUCGUGUCUGGAGCUUCUGAAGAGCAGGAUCGAGUCCAGUUGGACUCCAUCCGCUCCGGUUGGAGAGUUGGACGAGGAGCUCAUGGUGUCGGCCUUAAGAUGUGCUGCCUUUUACCUGAUGUGGGCUAAAGUGAAUGCGGUUAACUCCACACCAGCUGAGGAGGAAAUGAACCGUCUGAAGAAGGAGAUGCGUUCCUUCUGCAGAGUUUGUGAAACGUGUCUGUCUCUGAACCAGAAAGGGAUCCGAGAUCAGACGUUUGAGCUGUUGUGUGACCUGCUGCUCUUGUACAGCGCGAGUUCCGCCCACGUUGAACCCGACCUCCAAGCGCUGGUCUGCCUGCCGUCGGAUUCCCUGCGCUCAGAGAUGGCCUCUUUCCUGCUGGACUACAUCUUCUCCGACUCUGAAGCUGCUGAGCUCGACGUUGGGCGUGAGGAGGCGAUGAAGAUUACUCUUCUCCAGAGGCGGCGCAACCAGCUGGCCGGCUACUGCAAGAUGGUCCUCUACGGGGUGCUGGACCUCACCGCUGCCACCAACGUCUUCAAGCACUACGACAAGUACUUUAAAGACUUUGGCGACAUCAUCAAAGAGACAGUGAGCAAGAGCAAGGUCAUCGAUCCCGUACGGAGCGCCAGGACCGUCUGCCUGUGUCUGCAGCAGAUGUUCUCAGAGAUGCUGGCGGAGGAACCCAGCCAGCAGGAUGUCGGCGCGAUCCGGAACUUGGCCAAGCGGCUCGCCAUGAGCUUCGGCGUCGAUCUCAGGCGUGCCCGCAAACCGCUGGUGGCCCUGCACGUGGAUGGUGUGCGUUUUGCAUUCCGGGAGCCAGCAGAGGGCGAGGAGCAGCAGGCGAAUGUGGCCUUCCUGGAGAUCCUCAGCGAGUUCAGUUUCAAGCUGCUUCAACAGGACCGUGUUCACUUGGCCGCGGUCCUGAAGGCCGAGUGUCCCGAUGCUGCCCUCUCCUGGCCGUCAGUCAGACUGUAUGAGCGCUCCUUGGGGGGCCGCUCCUCUGCUAAAGCCAGAGUGACGGGGGAGGGAGGCAAUGCCGACUUCUCCCACGAAGCCCCCGCGGCGAAGCGCAAGAGGUCGACUCCUCCGGUCCGAGGAUCCUGGUUGGACGGCUCUAGCGUCCACAGCAGCCUUCCCCCUCCAGCCUUCACCUCCACGGCACAGAGACAGCCGGCCUCCAGGGCCGCCGCGUCCGAGCCGGGGUCCGAGGACGAGUUCUCUCUGGGGUCCAGCAUGCGAAAGGUGAAGACCAGACACCAGACGCCGUCCUCCAGUCAGACCGUCCCCACUGUGGAUAUGGAGGACAUCAACUCCCCCCUCAACUUACUCUCUCUGAUUGAUGACGACGAAGAAAACGAAGAGGAUCCUGAUAUUGAGGAUUACGAAAGUGACUUCGACAAUGAUUCUGCAUAUACACUGCCUUCCACCCGGCACACGUCUGCUAGCGUCCUCAAUGAGCUGUUUGACUGAGGCCUCGACGUCCUGAGGAGCCGCUCUUCUUUUCAUCGUUUGAGCUCAGUACAUCUUUACUGAGUCCUCCGGUCGGCUCUAGUUUAGUCCUCGUUUUGUUGGAGGAAAAGAGAAAGGCAUAAUUGGUUAUGACAUUUUGGGGAAAAGGUUGUUCACGUUAAGUAUUGAAGUUCAUUUAGAUCCCUGUUGACUGAUUCUUCCCUCUGUUGUGAAUUUAGUCAUAUUUUUCACUUGUGAAGACUACAUCUUUUUGUGUGUGACACUUGUUGAUUAAAACAUGGUUGAUUGAACUAAAAGGCACUGAAAGUAUCUUUAGUAUCAUAAGAAGAAUUGUCUGAAUUAAAGUGUGAUGCACAUA